AUGUUUGCUAAACUGAUCGGGAUAGAACAACACAAAGGACACGGCUCUCACAGCAUAGACUUAUCAACUAUGCAAAUGGAGCCGGAUCUCUCUUACUCUGAUGUUAUCACUGGUAGCACGGACUUAGAAAUGGAACGACCCAAUUCACGACUACAUUGUCAUCCGGAAAUUACUUACAAGUGUACUGUACAACCAUAUUUCUCACUUCAUACUCAUACUCCGACGGCAUACAAUAAUAAUACAACCAGACAUCGACCAAGCCUUGGGACACUUCAAACAGCUGAUACACUUCAUGCAAGGCGAUUUCUUAGCGAUAAACGUCGGAGUUACAGGAAUCGAAGUCUUGGUCCCACAAUUGCAUCGGCUCCAUCUGUGGAGCAGGAGGAUUAUCGAACACCGCGACCUUCAUUUGAUAGCAAUGGAUACGCUGGAAAAAGUUUUGACUUUAGCAGCGCCCACGCAGGACUCACAACCAGCGACUCGAACCCGCUUGUUAAGGUAUCUGCUGAUUUCCUACGGCUAAACGGAAGUCGUCAGCAGUUCAAAAAUCUGCUGUCUGCGCGGAAAAAAUUGGGCUCCCUUCCGCCUGCGUACACGAGAAUUGACUUCAGUCGAGAGUCACUGGAUUCACACUCUGCUCGCGCCCUCUCGAAUCACCAUGGUCCGGUGAUUACUGUAGAAGACACUGGAUCUCAACUACGAAUCAAUAAUAUCAAGCCAAGUGUCAAUCAGCACCUACUGGAAACGUCAUGUUCGUUUGAGAAAACUAUGGUGACCCAAUGCGAACGGAAUGGAUCGGUCACGUCACAUAAUACGAGUUCCGCUUUUCAACGAAAUAACAGCAGAUAUGGAGUCCCUAUUGAUAGCAUUGCGGUUAAACAAGUCUACCGGGUUCGAUCGGAACGGUUAAUCAAUCGAGUUCGGAUUACGGAUAGAUCGCUAUAUUCGGCACUGUUCGGUGUUAUUCUCAUGCUGAUAGAAUCGGAAUUAACCGCUGAACGUGUUUAUGGUGUCUCUAAGGAUCAUUGGAUUUCUCAAUCUCUCCGGGUCGGAGUUGCUUUUUCUACUAUCAUUUUGCUCUUCCAUAUUGUACUCUACCAUUUGAAUGAUAUCACGCUCGAGUUAGUGGACUGUGGAGCAGAUGAUUGGCGGGUGGUGGUCACUACAGAAAGGGUUAUUCAGUUUUGUGCGGAAUUUGUGUGUUGUGCCAUCUGCCCAUUGCCAGGAAGUGGAGAAAUGAAAUGGACGUUUAUCGAACCCUCGCUGCACAAGGACGGGACAUCGGAAGGGCGAACCAUCUCAACUCGAAGUGUAGAAGUGCCAGUUGACAUCAUUCUGUCAUGUCUGAUGCUUUGCCGAUCGUAUUUGUUUGCAAGAUUCAUGGUUCUACACAGCAAGCAAUUCCAGGAUGCUUCCACUAGAACUCUAGCCGCGUUGAAUCGAAUCCAAGUCAACUUUUCUUUUGUGAUCAAAACCUCGCUUGACCAACAACCAGUCUUAUUUCUUACCUCUUUCACUUUCAUUUUCUGGAUCAUCAUGUCCUGGAUGUUUGUUCAGUGCGAGAGAUAUGGAUUCUCUGAGAAGAACCCCCAAUCAAUUUUGUAUUCGAACUCCCUCUGGUUCAUCGCAAUCACAUUCAUGCUUAAUGGAUAUGGUGAUAUUGUGCCACAAACCAAUGCAGGCAGAUUCAUUGCAAUUUUCGUUGGAGUAGUGGGAGCCGUGAUUUCCUCAAUUCUCAUCGCGGUCAUAUCCAGAAAUAUACUUCUUUCUCAAGGGCAACGCAACGUGAACAACUUUAUGUACGACAGCAAAUUAUCCAGAGAGCACAAGGAAGCAGCGGCGCGGGUUCUACAGCAUACAUGGCACAUUCACAAGUGUUUGCAAGGCGGCGAAGGUGGUAAUCGCCGUCUGCGGACAUAUCAGAGGAAGUUUUUGAAAGCGAUUCACAGGUUCCGUGCAGUCAAGAGUGAGAUGCGAGAGUUUUCUGAGAACAAUGCACAAAACAAUCCGCAAAUGACAAGACUGGUGACAGAUAUGCACACUUCUAUGCAGAGAUUAUUGAAUGUUCAGGAAGAGAUGAGAAUGCAAAUUGAGGUUCUUCAACAAAGCGUCCGCAAUCACUACCAUCACUCGACUCCAAACGUUCCCCAACUUCAAGGUCUAACUUCCUCUUCACAUCCAUCUGAGCGUCACGACAGUCGCUACUAA
Messenger RNA from Caenorhabditis briggsae, 2208 nucleotides. RefSeq names its product Protein CBR-KCNL-3 (gene Cbr-kcnl-3). Lineage: Eukaryota; Metazoa; Nematoda; Chromadorea; Rhabditida; Rhabditidae. The record is from RefSeq and is a predicted model, not a curated record. The transcript is spliced from 17 exons. Gene Ontology annotation, biological process: potassium ion transmembrane transport. Gene Ontology annotation, cellular component: plasma membrane; neuronal cell body; neuron projection. Gene Ontology annotation, molecular function: calmodulin binding; small conductance calcium-activated potassium channel activity. Bases 1 to 2208 code for a protein of 735 amino acids.